AUGCCACCCAAACGCCCUCUCGAAAACAAGCCCUCUAGCAAAAAAUCCCAAACCGACGCCACGGCCAACAAGAAGCGCAAGGGCUUCUCCGUCGGUCCUGCAAACCUACCCGACGGCACCUAUCGUCGCAAAGCCGAAAAAAUCAAAGCCGACCUGAUCCAAAAAGCCAAGGUCAAGAAGGAGUAUGCCAAAGUAAAAGCCGCUGAACUCGCCGCGCCCCAGCCGAAGCAAUUCUAUCUCCAUCGAGAAGAGGAAGGAAAUAAGGAUCAGGAUGGCAAAGAGCAGGUUCCAGAGGCUGCAAGCUUGGAACUUCACCCGGAUCGACAGGCGAUGGUGGAUUCCGGCGAACCGGCGCCUGAGCAUGUAGAAGGGAGAGGAGGACCAGGAGGACGGAAAAAUCGAAAACCGAAGCCAUCGGCUUUUGCGAAGGAGAUGGAGAUUGCGGAAAAGAGGAGGCAGGCGGCCGAGAAGAGGAGAGAGCAACGCGAGUUUAGGGCGAAGGAUAGAGAGGCUAUGGUGCGGGCGAAGCGGCCGGAUCAGCAUGGGAAGAGGAGAUUAGGGAGAGAGAGCCAUGUUUUGCUCAGUCGGGUUCAGAGGAUGGUUGGCGAGUCUGCGUAG
Messenger RNA from Aspergillus puulaauensis, 618 nucleotides. RefSeq lists its product as uncharacterized. NCBI's taxonomy places the organism in Eukaryota, Fungi, Ascomycota, Eurotiomycetes, Eurotiales, Aspergillaceae. Bases 1 to 618 code for a protein of 205 amino acids. The record is from RefSeq and is a predicted model, not a curated record. The transcript has 2 exons.